GUAUCGCUACUACGUAACCCGGAGCGAGUGAGUCGUCGUCGUACCUGAGGCGAAGAGAGUAGACAGGUUAUCUUUCGUUCCAGGAAUUGGCUCCUUAAAACCUUGAAAAAUGGCAAGUGGCCUCAGCUCCCGAGUGAUCAGCCGAAACAUUACGAGGACCAUCCGCGGCCCAUGGAACUUCGUGGCUGGCAAGCGUUGUCUUCCGGUUGAUAGUUCUGGAUCGAUGAAGGUUAUUGAACCUGCCUCUGGAGAGCUCCUUUGCGGUGUACCCAUCUCUGGAACAGAAGAAGUCAACCGAGCUGUUGGCGUUGCUAAAGGAGUAUUUGCAACAUGGAGUAAACUCUCAGGAAGAGAAAGAGGAGAGAAGCUGUUAAGAGCAGGACAGAUUAUCAGGGAAAACCUUGAAGAUAUAUCCAGGUUGGAGGUGCGGGACACUGGAAAACCUAUUUGGGAAGCACGUCUGGAUAUUACCUCGUGUGCUGAUGCUUUGGAGUACUAUGGGGGUCUUGCUCCCUGUAUUGUUGGUCAGCACGUUCCAUUACCCGGAGGAUCCUUUGCCAUGGUACAAAAGGAGCCACUUGGGGUCAUAGGAGGUGUUGGUGCGUGGAACUUCCCCAUGCAGACCUGCAUUUGGAAGGUUGCUCCAGCUUUGGCCUGUGGGAAUACAUUUGUGUACAAACC
This is a messenger RNA of Penaeus vannamei (Pacific white shrimp), 681 nucleotides long. The record is from RefSeq and is a predicted model, not a curated record. NCBI's taxonomy places the organism in Eukaryota, Metazoa, Arthropoda, Malacostraca, Decapoda, Penaeidae.